Messenger RNA from Camponotus floridanus (Florida carpenter ant), 1222 nucleotides. RefSeq names its product aurora kinase B (gene aurB). Gene Ontology annotation, molecular function: ATP binding; protein kinase activity. The transcript has 7 exons. The record is from RefSeq and is a predicted model, not a curated record. Lineage: Eukaryota; Metazoa; Arthropoda; Insecta; Hymenoptera; Formicidae. Gene Ontology annotation, biological process: regulation of cytokinesis; protein phosphorylation; mitotic spindle organization. The coding region runs from base 116 to 1042 and encodes 308 amino acids. Gene Ontology annotation, cellular component: spindle pole centrosome; spindle microtubule; spindle midzone.
GAAAAGAUCGUCAGUUACAGACGAACAUAUGAGAGAUAUUUGAUUGAAUUGAACAUAUUUUUCACGUUUUAAAAUAGCAUUUAAUAUAUAGAUAUUGUAUAAUAUAUUAUUCAUAAUGGGAAGUGGACAGACAUUUAAAGUGCCAUCAACCAUAUCUGGAUAUAAAGAAAUUAUUCACGACACAUGUCGCAAGAUGAUGGAUCACGUUCACAACAGGGGUAGAAACUACCAAUGGAGCUUAGGAGAUUUUGAAAUUGGAGCACCUUUAGGAAGAGGAAAAUUUGGUCGUGUGUAUCUAGCUAGAGAGAAGACUAUGCAUUAUAUGGUUGCCUUAAAAACAUUGUAUAAAGUUGAAUUGGUAAAAGGACGUGUGGAAAAACAAGUAAUGCGAGAAAUUGAAAUACAGACACAUUUAAAACAUCCACACAUUCUUCAAUUAUUAACAUAUUUUCAUGAUACUAAAAGAAUUUAUUUAGUUUUGGAAUUUGCUGCAAGAGGUGAAUUGUAUAAAGAGUUAAAACGUCAGCCAGAUGGAAGAUUUAACGAACACUUAUCUGCUAAAUAUACUUAUCAAGUGGCUGAUGCUUUGGAAUAUUGUCACAAAAAUGAUGUCAUUCAUAGAGACAUAAAACCUGAAAAUUUAUUGCUUACAUAUGAUGGUGACAUAAAACUCGCAGACUUUGGAUGGUCUGUACAUGCACCAUCCUCAAAGCGCUUUACAUUAUGUGGAACCUUAGAUUAUCUGCCACCAGAAAUGGUGAUGGGACAGACCUAUGAUGUCUAUGUCGAUCAUUGGUGUUUGGGAAUUCUCUGUUAUGAAUUUCUUGCAGGAAAGCCACCUUUUUUAAGUGACACUCAACAAGAAACAUACACCAAAAUCAAAACCAUGUAUAUACAAUGGUCGGACAAAAUUAAACCUGGAGCUAAAGACCUGAUAUCUAAAUUAAUCAAGAAAAAAAGUUCAGAGCGAAUUUCUAUGGCUGAGGUUAAGACACAUCCUUGGAUUGUAGAGCACAAAGAUUUAUCUAAACAAACAGCUUAAAUUAAAACAGAUAAAAGAUUCUUCAUUCACUGCUAAACAUAUUUUGUAUUUGGUCAUUUUUUUUCUUUAUAAUUAGAUACAAUAUGAAAAAUAUAUUUGUAUACUCAAAGAAUGAGAAAUAUCGAUAAACAUUGACAGAUUUGCAUGCUCCUUCAUAAUAUAUAUUUUCGUAUAGUAUAA